Rotaria sp. Silwood1 is the source of this 1845-nucleotide messenger RNA. Lineage: Eukaryota; Metazoa; Rotifera; Eurotatoria; Philodinida; Philodinidae. The record is from the annotation of a GenBank genome assembly.
AUGCUUCGGCCAGAAUUGAUCGUACCACCGAUUGUUGAGAAACUUUUUGCAUCAAUUGAUAAUACGAAUGAACCACAUCGAUUCACAUCAAUCAUGACUUGUCUAACACGUAUAACUCGUCAAUUAGUACGACAAACAUCUUGUUAUUCUCAAGGACAAACCUAUGUGUUACCAUUAAUUAUGUCCGUAUUACCUGGUAUUGAUUUGAAUGAUUUCAAAAAGACAUUAGUUACAUUGGAAUUUCUCGAUACAAUUUUUAUGCUUAUUACAUGUGUUGAUUGUUCAUCAGCAAUACAUAUUCGAAAUGAUCUAACCGAGAUGAUUCGAGAGAAGAUAACAGAUUUUCUUACUCAUGCAUGUUGGCCUUCUAAAGUGAGAAAACUUGUUACUAGUCUUGUUCGAGCUAUUGUCAUGGGCGACUCGGUCGAAACACUCAAGUAUCUCUUACCAAAAACAUAUGAAUCUAUCAACAAGAUCAUAAAUGACUCAGAAGGAAAUGUUUUAUUAAACGAUCACAAAGGUGACAAAGAACUUACUUGGUAUUUAGUUCUCUUCUCGGAACUCGUUCGUGCUCGUGGUGAUACUCUAAUGAUUUACAAAGAAACAAUUAUCUCGGUGUUUCAUCGAUGUAUACAAAUUAUUCACAAAGGUUCAUAUAAAGCUAUUGCUAGUGCAGCUAAGCAUAUUCUCAAAUCGCUCACUCAUGUAUAUAUAAUUGAUACUCGAUUGGCGAUUGAGAAUAUCGAUGAAUCAUUUAUCGACUUUUUGCCAAUUCGAGCAUGGGGCCAACCUACCAAUGUCGACCAAGUCCAAGUUCAAUAUCAUAUACCUAAUGACGACGAACUUGAUUUCGUUCGUGAAUUUGUUGAGACAUUCAUGUCAUGGAGACAGCAAGAGAUGGCAAUGUCUUUCCUUUGUCUUCUUCUUCAAAAACAUGUACCAAUUCCAUCAUCUUGUAUUCAUACAUUUGUUGAUCUUCUUGUCCAUGAUAAUAUUGAAUUGAGAAAGUAUGCUGUAAAGAGCAUAGCAGCAAUUUGUCGUUUGCAAAAGCCACCUAGAAUCUAUGCUGAAAAAUCUAUUGACGAAGUUCUUCAUGAACACAAUAACGGGUCGUCAACAGUUAUCAUACGUGAUGAAUGUAAUCCGGGCGAUCGAGAUGAUAAUUUAUGGAUAACAAUUGAUGGUUAUAAACCACCCAAUACUCAAGCUGAAUGGGAACAAAUGUGCUUUUUGGAUAAAACGUUUCAUGGUUAUUACACAUGGCCUAAAAUGAUUAAAUAUCCAAUGAAUAAACGAGCACGUUACACACAAAAUGAUAUGCCAGAACAAGUGACCAUCAUUUAUAAUCGUUUUAUUGACAAAAACUUUGUUAUACAAUCAACAAACUUAAUGGUUUCAGAUGAAAAUACCGACGAGAUCAAUUUCAAUUAUGUCCGAUAUACUAUGUUCAAGAGUCUCUUUCGCAAUUUUGGUCAUGCAUUUGUUGAUAACUUCAUGGAACAAUUGUACGUACUCAUUCAUGAAAAGAUACAAGAAAAACAAGAGGAUAGUCAUCGAGUGGCAGCCGAAAUUGUAGCCGGCAUGAUCCGUGGUUCGAAAUAUUGGACAUUAGAAAUGGAACAUGGAGAUCCUCGUCGAAUGUAUCAACUUAUUGACUUUAUUCGUACAUUGAUCAAUAAUCAAAUCAAUUCGAAUACUUUCACUGAAACAUCUCGUUGGUCUCUCAUUCAAACUUUGAAAAUGUUUCAAUGGCGUAUUCCGUCAAUUUGGUGUACUAUACAUGAACAUGCCAAAGAACUACUUGAUUAUUCGUUCAAACCUGUCCGUGAACAUAUUGCCAAGUAA